AUGGUUUCUCUGCUACAGGCCGUGCUCGUAUGCAGCGCGACGUGGGUUCUGUGGAAGCUUUUCCGUAGGCUUACGGUGAAGAGCGACCUUGACAACUUGCCUGGUCCGCCGUCGCCCUCUUUCCUCUAUGGAAACCUCAAGCAAUUGUAUAGCAGACAGAGCUUCAAGUUUCACCAGAGUCUGGGCGAGACGUAUGGCCCGGUCGUAGGGAUGCAUGGCAAGUUCGGUAGCAACGUACUGUACACCUUCGACCCCAAGGCGAUGCACCAUAUCGUCAUCAAGGACCAGGAUGUCUUCCAGGAGUCGACCUGGUUCACCAGAACGGUUUACCACUUGUUCGGUCUCGGUCUUCUCGCAACGCUUGGCGACCACCACCGCAAGCAGCGCAAGAUGCUCAACCCCGUCUUCUCGAUCAACCACAUGCGCCACAUGACACCGCUCUUCUACGACGUCUCGCACAAGCUCCGCACCGCGAUCGAGUCGCGCGUGAGCAAGGCUGGCGCAGGUGCGAACGAGGUCGACAUGGUCGGCUGGAUGGGCCGCACCGCGCUCGAGCUCAUGGGCCAGGCGGGGCUCGGGUACUCGUUCGACCCGCUCGUCGCGGACGCCGCGGAUGAGUACGGCGAGGCGAUCAAGAAGCUCAUCCCGACGCUGGCCCAGAUGCACGGAAUGCAGCAGUACCUGCCGCUCUUUGAGGCGAUUGUGCCCGCGGGCUGGCGGCGUGCCGUCGCGGAGCGCAUCCCUGUGCGCUCAUUGAGGAACAUGAUCCAGAUUGUGGACACGCUGCGCACACGUUCGUCGGCGAUCUUUGCGGAGAAGAAGCGUGCGUUGCUCGCGGGCGACGAGGCGCUGAAGCAGCAGGUCGGCGAGGGCAAGGACCUCAUGAGCAUUUUACUGAAGGCGAAUAUGGAGGCAAGCGAGGAGGACAAGAUGCCGGAGGAUGAGCUCGUCGGGCAGAUGUCCACCCUGACAUUCGCAGCGAUGGACACCACCUCGAACGCGUUGUCUCUCACCAUGUGGCGCCUCGCGCAGAACCCCGCCGUACAGGACAAGCUGCGCCAGGAGAUUUUCGAGGCGCAGGAGGCCAGCGGAGGCGGCGACAUCGGAUACGACGACCUGGUUGCUCUGCCCUACCUCGACGCCAUAUGCCGGGAGACCCUCCGAGUUCACGUCCCUGCGCCUUUCCGGUUCCGCGAAGCAAGACAGGACAUUGUCCUCCCGCUCUCCGAGCCCGUGCGCGGAAAGGACGGCCGGAUGAUGCACGAGCUCCACAUCCCGAAGGACACGUCCGUCUUCGUCGGCAUCAACGCGUCGAACACGAACACUGCGCUCUGGGGUCCGGACGCCUAUGAGUGGAAACCCGAGCGCUGGCUGGAGCCGCUCCCGGAUGCGGUACUCGACGCGAAGAUCCCUGGGGUGUACGCUAACCUGAUGACGUUCUGGGGCGGUGGUCGCGCGUGCAUCGGCUUCAAGUUCUCGCAGCUUGAAAUGAAGGUCGUCCUGGCGGUGCUCAUUUCGAGCUUCAAGUUCGAGCUCACGGACAAGCGCAUCUACUGGAACAUGGCCGGCGUGCAGUACCCCUCCGCAGACCCGCGCGGCGAGCGGCCGGAGCUUCCGAUGAAGGUCCAGUUGGUGAAACGCGACGCUAUGCGGAUUUGA
Messenger RNA from Trametes versicolor FP-101664 SS1, 1659 nucleotides. Its product is annotated as cytochrome P450. The transcript is spliced from 14 exons. NCBI's taxonomy places the organism in Eukaryota, Fungi, Basidiomycota, Agaricomycetes, Polyporales, Polyporaceae. Gene Ontology annotation, molecular function: iron ion binding; monooxygenase activity; heme binding. The coding region runs from base 1 to 1659 and encodes 552 amino acids. The record is from RefSeq and is a predicted model, not a curated record.